This is a messenger RNA of Pantherophis guttatus, 1867 nucleotides long. The record is from RefSeq and is a predicted model, not a curated record. Lineage: Eukaryota; Metazoa; Chordata; Lepidosauria; Squamata; Colubridae.
AUGAUUGGGCUGCCUCUCCUGCUACUGCUGCUCUUCUGGCUCCUGCCUCCAGCUCAUGCUAAGCAGAUGCCAAAGAUAGGUGUGUUGCCAAACACUUUCCAGAUUCAGCAAGAAUAUUACAGGCCCGGUGAUCUCAUUAUUGGUGGGAAUUUUCUCCUGUCAAGCAUUCCUUAUUUCAAGGACCCAGACUUUAAAACCGACCCAUCCAAGAUUCCUUCUUCACUGUUGCCCAUCCCCAAGAACUACCAGCAGUUCCUGACCUUGAAGUUUGCAGUCUCAGAGGUGAACAGGAAUGGGGAUCUUCUCCCCAACAUCACCCUUGGCUUCCACAUCUAUGACAAUCAUCAGACUGAGAGGAAUAGUUCUUUAAUCAGCCUCUCCUUGCUCUCCACUCAUGGUCAAAUGGUCCCAGGCUAUAAAUGUGGCAUGAAGAACCCUCUGCUCUCUGUCAUUGGAAGUGGAAACCCAAAAUCCUCAAGGCAGAUGGCCUCCAUCUUCAGCAUCUUCAAGGUGCCACAGCUUCUUGAUUAUUUGAAGAAGGUCCAGUUCAACAACAGUGCUGGAGAUGAAAUCUCUUUCUCAGAAGAUGGACUGGGAUCUGCUGGUUAUGAUCUUCUCAACUGGGUUCUCCUCCCCAAUCGAUCUUUUGUCCCUGUGAAAAUUGGACAGAUAAAUCCCGGAGAGAGGAGAAGAGUUCCAGAGGGUGAGGAGGUUUGCUGCUACCAAUGUGACCCUUGUCCAGAAGGAACCAUUUCUAAUCAGACAGAUGCAGCCCACUGUGAUCCCUGCCCAGAAGACCAAUAUCCCAACAAGGGCAAGGACCACUGCACUGCCAAGAAGAUCCACUUCCUUUCCUAUCAAGAGACCCUGGGAUACACUUUAGCAUGUCUUGCUCUUUUUCUCUCUUUAAUCACAUCUGCAAUCCUAGUGGUUUUUCUUAAGCAUCGUGAGACACCAAUAGUCAAGGCCAACAACCGAGAUCUCACCUACAUCCUCCUGGUCUCCCUCCUGCUCUGCUUCCUCUGCUCCUUCCUUUUCAUUGGUCGACCUAGGAAGCUCACCUGUCUCUUCCGACAAAUGGCCUUUGCCAUUCUAUUUUCUCUUGCAGUAUCCUCUGUGUUGGCAAAAACUGUCAUGGUAGUUCUGGCCUUCAUGGCAUCCAAGCCAGGGAACAAGUCAAGGAAACUCUUAGGAAAACCACUGACCAACUCCACUGUCUUAGCCUGUCCCCUGGUCCAAACACUUCUUUGUGCCACUUGGCUGAUAACUUCUCCCCCAUUUCCUAACUUGGAUUUCCACUCCUUGGUAGGAGAGGCCAUCUUGGAAUGUAAUGAAGGCUCAACUUCAAUGUUUUAUGCUGUCCUGGCCUACCUGGGUUUCCUGGCCCUCAUCAGUUUCACAGUGGCCUUUCUGGCUAGGAAAUUGCCUGACAGCUUUAACGAAGCCAAGUUCAUUACUUUUAGCAUGCUGGUCUUUUGCAGUGUUUGGAUCUCCUUCCUCCCUACCUAUCUGAGCACCAAAGGGAAGUCCAUGGUGGCUGUGGAGAUCUUCUCCAUCUUGACUUCUGCAGCUGGUCUCUUGGCUUGUAUCUUUUUCCCCAAAUGCUACAUUAUCCUACUUAGGCCCAAUCUUAACUGUAGAGAAAAUAUGAUAAGAAACAAGAAUGUCUAAUGCUGGUACUGCUGGAACUCAUGAGAUGAAGGAGGCAUUUUUCCAUUAAUAAUUGGCUAUUAAGUGUGUCACUGGUCACAAUAUAUCUGGUGUCAUCAACAUUAAUACAGUGUUUUAUUUUCCAUUCAUUCCAUUUAUCCCCAGUGAGGUCCAGUUCUUGAAUGGAAAUAAAACUUGCUAUUAAAAUUGUGUUUGU